Molecule: messenger RNA, 3645 nt
Organism: Stegostoma tigrinum
Lineage: Eukaryota; Metazoa; Chordata; Chondrichthyes; Orectolobiformes; Stegostomatidae
Product: protein arginine N-methyltransferase 8-like
Exons: 12
Coding region: 1324-2544 (406 amino acids)
Biological process (GO): peptidyl-arginine methylation
Cellular component (GO): plasma membrane
Molecular function (GO): protein-arginine N-methyltransferase activity
Source: RefSeq, a predicted model, not a curated record
CUACAACAGAAGACCAGAAGACUGCAACACGAGCUGUGAGCAGCAGGCCCGAGACUUAAUCCCCUGGUCCAGGCGAGCAGGCUGAGCUGAGGUCAGUGGCUAGGCCUCAGCACUUGAUGGGGGUAGCUGCAACAAGUUUGGUCCCAGCGCGGGACCCAGCUGUGCUGGCCGGAGCUGCAUCAGCGAUGUUGGCCCAGUGUGAGCACACGGAGGUGCUGGGUUAGUGGAGGCGAGUUGGCGAGGAGAGUGACAGCUCUUUGUCCCCGGGGAGGCAGCGGCCAAGCACACAGUUUCUGCAGCGUUUAGCAGCAUAGAGUCGAGGCAUCAGGGUGGAGGAGCCUGGAUCCAGGCCUAUGGCUGAGCUGGAAGCAGGAGAUGAAAAGGCCGCCUUACUUUAUUGAGAUGAGACUAUAAGAUGAACUUUAUUGUUUUACUUUUCUGGCAUUAUAUUCUGUUUUUCAGUUUAUUUUCGGUGUUUUAAGAUGGUGCUGGAUAGUGGCAACUUCUCACUGUAUUUGCAAUAAAUUCACACGACAACAAAUUAAAACGAACACGUAACUCACCUCCUGAUGCCUCAAAGCCUUUCCACCAUCUACAUGGCACAAGUCAGCAGCGUGAUGGAAUACUCCCCACUUGCCUGGAUGACUACAGCUCCAACAACACUCAGGAAGCUUGACACCAGCCAGGACAAAGCAGCCCAUUUAAUUGGCACUGCCUUCACAAGCAUCCAUUCCCUCCACCUCUGAUGCUUAGUAGCUGCAGUAAGUACCAUUGACAAGAUGCACAACAGAUGAUCAGCAUGGAGCCUUAGACAGCAAACCCUCAACCAAUUCCAUCUAGAAAGAAGAGGGCAACAGAUACAUGGGAACACCACCAGCUGCAAGUUUCCUCCAAGUCACUUGCCUUCUUGAAAUGGAAAUACAUCUCUGUUCAUUCAUUGUGUCAAAAUCCUGGAAUUCCCUUCCUAAGGGCAUUACGGGCCUACCAUGGACUCCAGAGGUUCAGAGAAGGCAGCACACCACCAUCAUCUGAAGGGAAAUUAGGGAUGGGCAAUUGAUGUUGACCCAUCACGGGAUGAGGGCGUCGCUGAUCAGGGCAGCAUUUAUGGCCCAUCACUAAUUGCCCAGAGGGCAGUUAAGAGUCAACCACAUUGCUGUGGAUCUGGAGUCACAUGUAAGCCAGACCAGGGAAAUGUGAAGGGAUCAGGAGGCGGAUCCGAGAUUCCAUUCGCCCUGAUCCUAGAACCGCAGCAGCCGAGCUGCCGGAGAACAGAGUAGGGGAGCCGCUGGCACCGGAGCCGCUCCCGGGCGGAUCCUCACGCUGAUGGGAACCAAACACUCGACCCGCUGUCUCCUCCGCCGGGCGGCUAGAAUCACCGAGAACGACAGCCCCGAGGUCUCCAGUGAACACGCUGAGCCUCUGCCAGUCACACAGCCAGUUCAAACCACACAGCAGACACAGACGCCAAUACAGGCAACGGUACAGGCACCAGUGCAGACCCUAUCGCAAACUCAGACAAGUUGCCUGGGGAGAGGUAAAAUGGCAAAAUAUUUGACACCAGAUGAAAUGACAUCUAAAGAUUACUACUUUGAUUCCUACGCUCAUUUUGGCAUUCAUGAGGAAAUGUUAAAGGAUGAAAUUCGAACAUUAACGUACAGGAAUUCUGUUUACCACAACAAGCAUGUGUUUAAAGAUAAGAUUGUGCUGGAUGUGGGAAGUGGAACUGGGAUUUUAGCUAUGUUUGCAGCCAGAGCUGGAGCCAGGAAAGUGUUUGGGAUUGAAUGCUCCAGCAUUUGUGAUUACUCUGAGAAGAUCAUCAAGGCAAACCACUUGGAUGAUAUAAUCACAAUAUUUAAUGGUAAAGUGGAGGAAGUUGAACUGCCCGUGGAUAAAGUUGACAUUAUAAUCAGUGAAUGGAUGGGCUACAGCCUCUUCUAUGAAUCAAUGCUUAACACAGUUAUUUUUGCAAGGGAUAAGUGGCUGAAACCUGGAGGACUGAUGUUCCCUGAUCGUGCCACACUUUACAUUGUUGCCAUCGAAGAUCGACAGUAUAAGGACUUCAAAAUCCACUGGUGGGAGAACGUUUAUGGUUUUGACAUGACGUGCAUCAGGAACGUUGCCAUAAAGGAACCUCUGGUAGAUAUUGUGGAUCCUAAACAAGUUGUGACCAAUGCUUGUCUCAUCAAGGAGGUGGAUAUCUACAAUGUGAAGACCGAGGACCUGUCGUUCACCUCCACAUUCUGUCUUCAAGUUCAGCGAAACGAAUAUGUUCACGCUUUGGUCACAUACUUUAACAUUGAGUUUACAAAGUGUCACAAGAAAACUGGGUUUUCUACAGGUCCUGAUGCUCCAUAUACACAUUGGAAACAGACGGUGUUUUACUUGGAAGACUACCUGACUGUGAAACGGGGAGAGGAGAUCUGUGGAACCAUCGCAAUGAAUCCCAACGCAAAAAACAAUCGUGAUCUGGAUUUCAGUCUGCGGCUGGACUUCAGGGGCCAACUGUGUGAAGCAUCUCUCUCUCAUGAUUACAGAAUGCGUUAAGUGCACUCUCCAUCAGAACUAUUGUAUCUCAGAUCUUAACACAUUGGAAGUGAUUCUAGAAUUAUGAACAUCAAAGACAUGAAACCCUGCAGCUAAUACACCUUCCUUCAACACAAGAACAUGCUGCUAGAGUAAUAAGAAAGUCAGUUCUGCCAUUUGGCUUCAAAAUGGUACUUUUCACUUAAACCAGUACCAUAGACGGUUGCAGGGACGAUGAAUUCCAGCAAAUGGAUGUCAAAACUGUUGCUUUAAAGUGUUUGUUCCAAGAGCCUGGGCCCCGAAGCAGGAGGAAGCUCAGAAUGUAUGACAAGAUUAAAUGGGAUACUAACGGCUGCUUCACAACUGCUUGUAAGAAAUGCUUGAAUUAUUUUUUGCCUGAACAAAAAUUCUGCUGAAACUAGCAAAAGAUAUCUCCCUGCACUGUGCCCCUGUAGAAAUUCAGUUCAAAAACAAGUACAUUUUCUUUAGUCCCAGCUGCUGAAGAAAUGGUCUUGCAUGCAUUCAUGUUUUGAUGCAUUGCUGAAUUGGCCUGUUCAGGGAUGUUACUACAUACCUCUGGAGCAAGUGUGACUUGAACCCAGGUCUCCUGGCUCAGAGGUAGGGAUGCUACCACUAUACCACAACAGCCCUGCUUUGAUUGAUGUAUUAAACUUGGGUGGUUAAUCUGGAUCACAUCAUUCCAAACCUCUCAAUGCUAGCUUAACUUUUGAAUAUUAAAGGACAAAAUGUUUACCUGAAGUAUUUGUCAGAAGGUUCUUCUCGUGCAUAAUUCACAUGAUGAAUGUAAAUUACUUGGUAACUGAUUAACUGCGAGUUGCAAAAAUAGAAUUUAAUUAGCUUUCCAUUUUCACAUUUUUGUAAUUGAACACAGUGUAGUUACAAGUCUUUGACUGGAACUGGUAUCAAACAAAAAUAAGAAAAUGUGGUUUGUGUUGCUGUGAUCAAGUAUUGAGCCCCGGAUGGCAUUUUGUCACAAGCUAGUGACGACAACAUGUGGCUAAAGUGAAAAAUGUUCCAAAAAGAUAAGCUCUCUCAUUUAAUGCUUGUUCUUUUACUACAAUAAUGAUUAAAUCAUUUGUAAUUUGUUUCUUUUGGUCUUGU